AUGAACGAAAUUUUACCGGUCAUGGCAUCAGAGGAAGUGAAGCAGAAGAAGGCCGUCGCUGCCGAGGCGUCUGUGAAGAAAGAGAAGAAAGAGAAGAAAGAGAAGAAGGAAAAGAAAAAGGACAAGAAGGAAAAGAAGGAAUCCGCAACAGAGGCCGAUGAUGCAGCUGAUGUGUCCAUGAUGGACGUGGCAGACGUCGAUGUAGAGGUUGACCCAUCGACGCUCAGCCCUAUUGCCUGUCCGCUUGCAUCCGAAGCACUCACGAAAAAAGUGUACAAGACUAUCAGGAAAGCUUCCAAGUCGCGCGGUCAUGUCAAGCGCGGUGUGAAGGAGGUCGUCAAAGGUCUGCGCAAGGGCGAAAAAGGUCUCGUAAUUCUAGCGGGCGACAUUUCGCCUAUUGACAUUUUGUCACACAUUCCUGUGCUUUGCGAGGAUUCUGGAUGUCCAUACGUGUAUGUGGCCUCAAAGGACCAGCUGGGAAAUGCUUCGAGCACGAAGCGGCCGACGAGCUGUGUGAUGAUCGUGCCAGGCGGCGGUAAGAAAGCCGUGGAAAAAGGCGAGACUAAAGUAAAAGAAGACUACCAAGAAGACUACUCUUUUCUGCAUAAGGAAGCGUCGCGAUUGGUUGAGCAGGUGCUUAUGAGCUAA
Malassezia restricta is the source of this 648-nucleotide messenger RNA. Its product is annotated as H/ACA ribonucleoprotein complex subunit 2. Gene Ontology annotation, cellular component: nucleolus; box H/ACA snoRNP complex. Gene Ontology annotation, molecular function: box H/ACA snoRNA binding. Lineage: Eukaryota; Fungi; Basidiomycota; Malasseziomycetes; Malasseziales; Malasseziaceae. The coding region runs from base 1 to 648 and encodes 215 amino acids. The transcript has a single exon. The record is from RefSeq and is a predicted model, not a curated record. Gene Ontology annotation, biological process: snRNA pseudouridine synthesis; rRNA pseudouridine synthesis.